UCUGCUCCAGUGUGUCGACAGAAGUGACAGGAACAUGAACGAAACUGAAACAGCUCAUCCAUGUCAUUCCCUGCAGACAAGAUGUGACUCGAGCCUGAAGCAUCUGUGAGAAGGAUAUCCAAGAGGAGCCAGGAUGGAGGCUCUGAAUUCAUCCCAUACCACCAACAUCAGCAGUGUUGAUAACGCCAGCCUCUUCUCUGGGAGUCCGUACACGACUGUGGAGAUAGUGCUCAUCAUCCUGGUGGCUGGAUCUCUGAGUCUGAUCACUGUCAUUGGAAACAUCCUGGUCAUGCUCUCCAUAAAGGUAAACAGGAACCUGCAGACCGUCAACAACUACUUCCUGUUCAGCCUGGCUUGUGCAGACCUCAUUAUUGGCGUCUGCUCCAUGAACCUCUACACUGUCUACAUUGUGAUUGGCUACUGGCCUUUGGGAGCGGUGGUGUGUGACCUGUGGCUGGCUGUCGAUUAUGUUGUCAGCAACGCCUCAGUCAUGAACCUGCUCAUCAUUAGUUUUGACCGUUACUUCUGUGUCACCAAACCACUCAGCUACCCAGCACGCCGCAGCACCAAGAUGGCGGGUCUGAUGAUCGCGGCGGCCUGGGUCUUGUCCUUCAUCCUGUGGGCUCCAGCCAUUUUGUUCUGGCAGUUCAUUGUGGGCGGGAGAACUGUGCCGUCAGGUGAGUGCUACAUCCAGUUCUUCUCCAACCCAGCGGUGACGUUUGGGACAGCCAUAGCGGCUUUUUACCUGCCCGUGGCCAUCAUGAUCCACCUGUACUGGCGCAUCUCCAAGGCCAGCCGCAGCCGCAUGAGGAGGGACAGCAGGAAGACAUCAGGCACGAGUAUCGGAGAGGGCCCCUCUCACAGCCAGGAGGACGGAUGUGGGAGUCAGAACAACUGCAUCGUGACAAGAGAAGCUCAGGAGGAAGCUGGAGAUGGGAAGGAUAAGGAAGUGUUGCAGCGGUCAAACGGAGGCAGCCCCUGCAAGGAAGAGGGAACUGACCAGGUGGACUCGGACAGCGUUCACGCUUCAACAUCUAAAGACACAGCUGCUGCACCUGCGUCAUCACAGAAAUCAUCAAAUGACGGGAGAAAGACCAAUCAAACACAGCCACCUUCCCCGGAGAACUCAGCCGCUGACAGGCAAAGUCUGGUCACGAGGACACUGUUUAAGGUAACAAAGCAGAACGCUGUGGCAAAGUGGAAAAAGAGGGGCAUUUCCUCCAGGGAGAAAAAGGUGACGCGCACCAUCAUGGCCAUCCUGGUUGCUUUUGUUGCCACUUGGACGCCGUACAAUGUGAUGGUCCUGAUCAACACCUUCUGUUCCAUCUGCAUCCCAAACUCCCUCUGGACCAUUGGCUACUGGCUCUGCUACAUCAACAGCACCAUCAACCCGGCUUGCUACGCCCUCUGCAACGCCACCUUCAAAAACACCUUCAAGCACCUGCUUCUGUGCCAGUACAAGAACAUACGCACGGCACGAUGAGGGGCAAAAUACUGGCUCAAGUCUGUGAUGGAGUCAAAGUAAUGUGAUAAAGAGAAUAUUGGAGUGAACACAUUUUUGAAAUAUAGACUAGAUGUGUUCUUAUUGUUUACUCACUCCAUUUUGUUUUCAACUUAUUACACCACUGCCACUGAAAAUAAAACUGUUUUAAAUUUAUAAUAAUACUUAACUUUUAAUGAUUUCAAAAACAGAUGUGGUAUUGUAUUAUGAUGCUCUGGACAAUGUGUUCUGGUGGGAAUGAGGUUUAUUGUAAAAAAACAAACAAAAAAAAGUACAUUUGACUACCUUGACAGGAUAUUUCCCUCUCUGCUCCUUCGACAUGAGCUUGUGCAGUACGUUGUUGAAUAUGCAACCUGUUUUUACCCCCAGCAUUAAAAGUGUGGUUAAUGUGAUAAAAUUGUAGGUUUACAAUGAAAAAGAAGAUGAACUGCAUUAUUGAUAUACACCGUAUUAUUGCUAUGUUAUUGCAUAAAGUAACACUGAGCUGUGAAACAGAAAAAACGAAAAUCAAUCAAACCGAAAAAUCGGUCUCAACUAAGAAAGAAAAAUAAGUAUCAGCAACUGCAAUCUGAUGCUUGUGCGUGAUUGUGUGUGUGUGUGUGUGUAUGUGUGUGUGUGCGCGUGUGUCUGCAUGUUGUAAAUUUACUCAGUCAUAUUAAUAACAUCUGUAAUCCAUGUUGUUGUGAAAUGAGCCUAAGUGUAAGAUUUGUCCACAUCUUCUUGUCUUUCUUCACAUAUUAACACAUUUUCUCUAAAUAAAAGACUUCAUGUCAGAACCGUC
Seriola aureovittata is the source of this 2282-nucleotide messenger RNA. RefSeq names its product muscarinic acetylcholine receptor M2-like. The transcript has 4 exons. Gene Ontology annotation, cellular component: plasma membrane. Gene Ontology annotation, biological process: adenylate cyclase-activating adrenergic receptor signaling pathway. The coding region runs from base 134 to 1483 and encodes 449 amino acids. Gene Ontology annotation, molecular function: G protein-coupled acetylcholine receptor activity. NCBI's taxonomy places the organism in Eukaryota, Metazoa, Chordata, Actinopteri, Carangiformes, Carangidae. The record is from RefSeq and is a predicted model, not a curated record.